AAUUUCACUUUUACAUUUCCAUUUUGAAGUAAAUUAAUAUAUACCCAUAACCCAUGUCUUGUUUCCUGUCUAGUUAAUAUGAUUAGGAGGUCACAGGUUCAAUCCUUGGAGACAGCCUGUUGUAGAAAUGUGGGGUAAGGCCCGCAUACAAUAAAUCCUUGUGGUUCGGGCCUUUUCCAGGUCCUUCGCAUAACGGGAGCUUUAUUACAUCCGAUCUUUUUUUUUUUUUUAACUUCCCAUUUUGAACUCCAGUGACUUGCUCUAGUAGAAAUUCACACCACCUGUUUUACGCCUACUAAAUACUAGAACUUGUUGUUUACCCAGAAAUAGGUACAGUUGAAUUUGUACAGGGUCAAGAGCAUGCUUGUUAAUUAAACUCUAGUUUAGAUCCGUUUACCAGCGGUUUGAUUAACGAUUCAGUUAAAUACGCAAUAAAAACGUGAUUAGUAAUGGAUAACGAUGGAAAGCAAAUAAACAAGCAUAAAUUUAAGAGAUGGGCCUUCGAUGCCAUUUUCCGGGAGCUGGAGCUAUUCUUCCGAGAAAAAAUAGUCAACCAGGUGCAUUAAAGCUCCCACUAUGCGUUGGGUCCGACCACAAGGGUCUAUUCUUCCGAAAGCAAUACAAUAAUAAGGUACAACAACAUGCAGUGUAUUCCUACAAAGUGGGGUCUGGGGAGAGUAAAGUGUAUGCAGUCCAUACCACUACCUUAGAUGAAGUAGCGAGACUAUUUUCGAUAGACCCCAGUUCAGGACAUAUAACAGUAUAACAAAUAAAAAGCACAAAAGCACACAACAACAAGAUGAGAUAACACACUGCUAGAUAAUAAAGGAAAUAAGACACCCACAAGGUACUACUAUAAACUAUUUAUCCAAAAUCAUAGACAUCACCGAAACACCAUGAACAAGAAACAACAAGUGCAGAUACAAACAAAACACUCCUCCCUACUAUAAUGGUUGAACUCCUACCAAUUAAGUGAUUAACCUUCUACCCUAAUUCGAGUCAUGUCCUCCGUAAGCUGUAAUUGCUCCAUAUCAUUCCUAAUCACCUCCUUCCAAUACUUUUUCUUGAUAAGUAAAAGGAGUGUACAGUAUUGAUUGGGAAUCAAAAUUGAGAUGUUUUACAAGUGGUAGGGUCGACUAUCUAUGGCUGCAAUAAAUGGGCUAAGUUGAUAAGAACGCUCUAUCUAGGCCCUAUAAUACUAUGACCAAAGGCAUUGCUUCAAAUGACAUGCCCGUUGCAGGUGCCGGCCAAUAUCCCCUGUAGGGUUCCGAUUAAUACACUGCACGUCCGUGCACCUGAUCUUACACUAACACCUUUGUCCCUUUGUCCAUUCCUUCUUCCAAUAUAAUUCGAGGGUUGAAGAGGUUGUUAAGCAACGUUCACUCUGAAAAAUCCUUCACAAUAAUCUUCCCUCUAUGGCGCAGUUUGAGUAAUCAUCUCUCGAACAUCCACAGGUCCGUUAAUCCGCCCAAGGAUCCUUUGCUCUGCCACAUGUCCUCUGAAGGAGCUUACCCAGUACACAAGUAUAGUUUGGUACUAAGGGAACUUGUGUGACUUCUUUCAUAUUUGACUUACGACUCAAAAGUCUUUUUUAAACAAAGAGUGCAAUCCAACACCAUCACACAAAUUUGAGCAGAGGCAGUAAUUUUAUUGAUGCUGACGUAGAAGUCGACAAGUUGGAAUGGCAGUUUUGGAAUCUAAGGUUUGGAUCCUAGUAGAGGAGACAACAACAGCAACAACAACAACAACAACAACAAACCCAUUGUAAUCCCACAAGUGGGGUCUACGGAGGGUAAGAUGUACGCAGUCUUACCCCUAACUUUAUAGGGUAGAGAGGUUGUUCCCGAUUGACAACCCUCCUCCUUUAUCAGGGCUUUGGACCGACAAUGUGAACAGCUCAUAUAGGCAGUAACUAUUAGCUCAAACGCAUGGAGUGAUGCAGCGCAUGCUGUUAAUCAUGUGUAUGACAUUCUUUACAUGAUGGGGCGUGAUGAUGUUGUUGUUGGUGUGGGAGGCGAAGGUGGAAUACUUCCUGAUAGUACCAUUCUGCCAAAUGUUGGUGGAUAUCUGCCUAUGAUAGAUCAGGGAAAUGUUACAGCUGGAUAUUGUCGAUACAGGCAAGCUAUUCCUGUGGGCCAUGGAGGACGUCUGGACGUUAACUCAAAUUAUGGGUUCCGGAAGAGCUUCCUUCCACAGGGAAAGAGAACGUAUUCUCCUCUUCGACAGCCAACAGCACAGAAAGUAAUGAUUGAAACAAUUUCAGCUGGUCCCACAGUAGUUUUUCUUAUCGGAUCACAUACUAAUUUUGCUUUGUUUCUUCUAAGUAAUCCAUGUUUAAAGAAAAAUGUUGAGCACAUUUACAUCAUGGGGGGCGGCAUAAGGUCAAAGAACCCUAAAGGUUGCUGUCCAGACAAUGCUAGUUCCUCUUGCCAACCUCAACAAUGUGGUGACCAUGGCAAUUUGUUUACAGAUUACACAAGCAAUCCUUAUGCAGAGUUCAACAUAUUUAUGGAUCCUUUUGCUGCAUAUCAGGUUAUUCAUUCGGGUAUUCCAAUUACUAUUGUCCCAUUGGAUGCCACUAACACCAUUCCUGUGAAUAAAUUUUUUUUUGAGACAUUUGAGAAGAAUCAGCACACCUAUGAAGCACAGUACUGUUUCAAGUCGAUGAAAAUGGUUCGUGAUACAUGGUUCAAUGACCAAUUCUAUAAGAGUUAUUUUAUUUGGGACUCAUUUAUGGCGGGUGUAGCUGCUUCAAUCCUGCGUAAACGAUACAACCACCAAGGAGAAAAUGAAUUUGCAGAAAUGGAGUAUAUGAAUGUUACAGUAGUUACUUCAAAUAAGCCAUACGGUAUAUCUGAUGGAUCAAAUCCAUUUUUUGAUGAUAGUAAAGCUCCACGGUUCAACUUAGAAAGAAAUGGAGUUCACAGCGGCCAUGUUCAGACUAGACUUGGUGAUCCUUUUUGCAUAGUCAAGAAUGGGAGGGGCAGAUGCCAGGAUGGUUAUACAAAAGAAGUUGACAAGCCAGGAGGAGUACCUGUUCUUGUUGCUGUUAAAGCAAAACCUAAUCAAAAUGGUAGCAGCUUAUUAGACAGAGAGUUCUUUGUUAGCUUUCUGCAUGUCUUAAACCAAGCAGAACAUACUGGAAGAUUCAAUUUCACAACACAAUUUCCUUAUUACAGAGAAGUAUUUUACAAACCGGAUCUUAGGGGAAAGAAUUUCGGGAAGAAUCUUGUGUUUGAUAUGGAUAUGAGUGCUGGAGACUUUCUAGCUCUCUUCUAUCUCCUCAAAUUACCUGUAGAAGAUAUCAAUCUCAAGGCUAUAUUAGUGAGUCCGACUGGCUGGGCAAAUGCUGCAACAAUUGAUUCUGUGUAUGAUUUGCUUCAUAUGAUGGGUCGGGAUGACAUUCCUGUGGGCCUUGGAGAUGGAUUCGCAAUGAACCAGUCUGAUACUGUGUUCUCUGGUGUUGGAGACUGCAGAUACAUCAAGGUCAUCCCACAAGGUAGCGGUGGAUAUCUAGACUCAGACACUCUUUAUGGCUUAGCUCGUUCUUUACCUCGUAGUCCGAGGAGAUACACAGGAGAAAAUUCUGCAGAAUUUGGAGCUCCGCGAGAUACUGAUCAUCCUGAACUCAGACAACCUCUAGCAUUGGAAGUAUUGGAAUCAGUGGUGAAAUCACUUGGUCCGGGAUCGAAAAUUACCAUUUUGACGAAUGGCCCAUUGACUAAUAUAGCUAAGUUCAUACUAGAAAGCAAGAUUACAAGCAAGGAUAUACAGGAUAUAUUAAUUGUUGGGGGACACAUCAAUUAUGAUGACAUAGAGAAGGGAAAUGUCAUCAAUUUCCCUUGUAACAAAUUUGCGGAACUGAAUAUGUUUCUUGACCCUUUUGCUGCAAAAACAGUUCUGAGUUCUGAACAUAAUAUCACUCUCAUUCCACUUGGAAUGCAGCGGAAAGUCAGUGCAUUCCCUCAAAUUCUUGAAAAACUGUACGUGGAAAGGACACCAGAAGCCAUCUUCACCAGGCGCUUGAUGUCUAGGUUAUAUCGUCUGCAAGAGACGAAUCCUGUAUACCAGCAUGUGGAUAUGUUUAUUGGUGAGAUCCUUGGAGCUGUAGUAGCUGGAGAUCUCUCUGCACUAAAAUCAACCUUUGAAGUAAAGAAGUUAAAAGUGAGUGCUACUGGAGUUGAAUCUGAAGAUGGUGAAAUUAUUAUUGACAAAGCACAGGGAAAAGCAGUUAGAGUAAUGGUGAAUCUGGAUCCAUCAGUUUAUUACAAUAUUUUAAUAAAACGACUUGGGAAUAAAAACCAGUCAGCUGUAAUUGGAAGUUUCAAUGAGCAAAGAAAAAUUUGGAGUACACCAUCUACUUCAUCCAAUAUUUAGCAACAAAUGCAAAGUUGCUAAAUAAUACCUGGAGUUGAAUCUUACUGGGGAAAAAUAAGCGCUUCAUUUAUUUGUUUCGCAAAUCAAGAGAUUUGUUACAUUCAGAGUUACUCAGCACAUAUUUGUGUUGGUGAGAGAUAAGUCUAACCUGUUCCAUAUGAUCAAUUUGUCAUGUUGAUUGAAGACUACAAAUUUCAAAAUUUGUUCAGUGCUCUUGUCCUGGAAA
Molecule: messenger RNA, 4603 nt
Organism: Capsicum annuum
Lineage: Eukaryota; Viridiplantae; Streptophyta; Magnoliopsida; Solanales; Solanaceae
Exons: 12
Coding region: 1978-4377 (799 amino acids)
Molecular function (GO): hydrolase activity, hydrolyzing N-glycosyl compounds
Source: RefSeq, a predicted model, not a curated record